UCAGACAAGUUUGGUCGUAUAAUGUUGUUGGGUUCGAGGAAAUUAAAGGAUAAAAAUCUUGCUGCUGUUUUGCUUCCCCGGUGAUUAUAUUGUUGUUGGUUUUCGUCACCAGUGAGUAACUGUCGACCCUAACGAAGUGCCGAAUUUCGAGAAUUACGCUGUAGUUUCGCGAAUUGCGAAAAGCGACUGUGAACUGCAAAUAGAAACCUCUCACACAAGCUCGCUGCUUGUCACUCGGUUGAAUGGUAAAAUUUCCUUUAAUGGUGGAUGCUGUAGAAUGUAAUGUACUCCAGACGACUAUUCGAAAAGACUCCUUAGCAGAUGCAAAGGGAUUAAGUUGUGUAUGAAUCAAGUGAAAGUGUCAUUUGCUCCUGUACAGCUGCGGAAAUUUUCGAAAAAUAUAUUUUUAUGCUGCAAGUGAUGAGCGAAGGAACGCACACCAACAUAAGUUGGUUUGUUUGGUUGUAGCUUAUGUGAUGCUAAAAUAAAGUUUCGUGAAUGUUUCACAGAUCUAUGAUCUCUACAUAAUAAACAGGUCUGCUAAUGCAUUAAGGUGAUUAAGUGAAAGGAAUAAACAUUGCUCUGGUUCUUUUUUUUUGUUGUGUAUCCAUCAAAGCAUAUAUAUUUAUCAAUGAAUGUGGAAUCGGUGGGAAUAUUGAACAAAAGCAAAAAGAGGGACGUUUAGCGAAUAGUAUAUCGGCACAUACACAACCAAAGCAUUCGUUGGGUACAGUAGGAUACACUGUUACCGUCACGAAUUGGCAUGGUCGCCGAGGAAAAGUGAGAGCUAUAGUUACACACGGGGUUCGUCGUCGGCAAGGGACAUUCAAUAAUAAAGUGAAUUUGAACGUAUCAAGAUCGAUUCCGCUGCUCGUUGAGCAGAACCAGUUGAACCAAGUCGACAUAAGUGAAGUGUAUAUCGACGCAUCGUCGACGCAAAAGUGAACGAAAAGUUUUAGCUGAAGUGUUUUUGAGCGAGUGCGCCAUAGCAGGGAAGUUUGAUAAUGAUAAAGGUUUCGAAAGAAACCGGGGUGUAUGCCGCCCUGGUCUCCGUAGUAUCGGGAGCCAUUGUAUGGUUCAAUUUUCGUCCGCUGGGAAUAUUCUUCGUCUCUAGCUUGGUGGUGUUUUGGUGUCGGCAGUACGCCAAUAUCCGCCUGCAGAUGACGCCGCUGCUGGAGGAUAAGCUGCGGAACGGAUGCCACCGGGCGCUGAAGUUGAGGGCGGAAAAGCCAGGUCUCUUCUGUGCGCUAAUAUCGUGCUUCCUCGUGCUGCUAGCCAUCAUCGGUCACGUUGUAUCGGGAGCGUACAUCGUGGUAGCCCUGCUUGUGCUGUCCAUCGUAAUAUCUACCAAGUACGACAUCAAGAUUGUUGCCGAUCGUGAACGAGUACCAACACCACUGCCGGUAAACUUGCUGGAUCAAGAGGUGGACGAAUUUCUUCCCGAUGUCAACGAAGCGAACGCAUCACUCCUGCAGCAGGUCGGCGAAGAGGCGGACGUCAGUGCGGUGUACAAAACGGAUAGCACCAUCAGUGAACGUAAAUCCGGCGACGGCGAGGAAAAUGACGAUGACGAUGACACCUAUUCGGAUCUCCUAAUCCCACAGAGCAGUAUUAAGGAGUUGGAGGAGGAGCAAUCGAGCGAGUCCAGCAGCGACGAGCUCUUGCUCGGAGAUGGCACCAAUUCCACCGGGGAAAAUCCCGUUGACGAGAUAAAGUUCAAGAGUAGCCAUUUCAAUGCCAACAGUUCCUCCGAUUCGGACGAUAGCAUCUCCCGUGGGUUGAGCUUUGACGACAUACCCGACAAGGGUAGCAGUCGGAAGAAAAGCCAUCAGCAGCAGCAGCAAUUGGCCGCGUUUCAGCCACAGCCAGAACCACGUUUUCAAUCGCAGCCAAGUCAGUUUGCUGCCAACCUGGCGGGAACUGUACUGGCAGGUAAUGUGCUGAGUUACCUCACCUCGGCCAUGACCAGCGCUUCUUUAAUGAGUCAAUCGCAGCCGGCUCCAGGCUUGGGCACCCAAAAGAACAACCGAAUGACGGUUUCGUCUGCCAGCACUACCAGUGGUCGUCGUGCUUACGUUGGUGAUUCCACCGACGAGGACGAAGCCAGUGAUUUCGAGAUGUUGAAUCCAGAUGAGCUGAACAAUGCAUAAGACGAAGGAAAGUUCUUCUAUGGGCUUUGGAUUGGAGAAUUUGGAACAUUUUGAGUUUUUUUUUUUCACUAAUAUCACUUUUGGUUUCUAGCAGCAGAACGAAGCAUUUUGCGAAUUGCUACAGACGUAUUCUAACUCUAAUUGAAUUGUUUCAGACCCAGGACCGGUGGUACGUGAACAGUUACCAAUUUAAUUUGUUUUAUUUUUGCUUUUUUUUUUUUUUUUGAAAUUUUAUAUUUUUUUCCAAACCGAGAGAAAUCAGUGCUGAAUUUAACGAAUACGAUUCAACAUAUUUAGUUGAAUUUAUGAACUGCAGUGUAACAUGUGUAACAUCUCAAACAACAUGAUAUUUUUCCUAAAAUUUCCUCUAAUUCGUUAAUGAUCACUUCUUUUUUUCACAGUACAUGCUUCCAAAUUAUCAACAGCGUAAAUGAACUAUAAUUGGACUAAAUUUAGCUCAAAUCCAAAUAGCAAUCGCCUCUUGUAAAUAUGUGUACAUAAAUUUCACAGUAUCAAUCAAGAAGCAAAGCAAACACUGAGUAUGUAAGACCGUGUAGAGCUUCCAGUGGGAUUCAAGAAACGUGAAGCUAUUGCUUGAACUUGAACCUGAACUUAUCUGACGUAUUUUGAAAUGGCGAGGCACAACAGCACAGCCCAUGGUUUUAGAACGUAAAGAUUCUUUGAAAACAGGUCUAUGAUCUAUGGUGGAACGACAAAAAAAGUAUCAUAACAAAGCAAGUUACUAGUCCGAUUAGUCCUAGAACUAAGGAAUUUAACUGUGUGUGUAGUAGUCCAGUAAUUAUCAAAUAUCGAUAAUGGCUCAUGGAGGCCAUUAAUUCUGGAACGCUGGUAUGAUGAAGUGAGCGAUUCAGUAAUCAAGACAGCAGAUAUCUUGAUAUUUUCGAUAGAAUGGAACAUUUAAACAAUACAAAACUUGUGAGGAAUUCAAUUGAAAAUAUUGAUUUUCCGGAAAAUCACACCGCUGCUGACAAGCGUGUUUUUGCGAAUGAAUCAACUUAAUAUAUUUAUUGAUAAACUAGGUGUGAUAUGUUUUAUUAUACUCUAUAUCCGUAACGACUAUUGUGACGUAAUAAAAAUAAAAUUGCUAAAUUUGAGUA
Toxorhynchites rutilus septentrionalis is the source of this 3268-nucleotide messenger RNA. Its product is annotated as dentin sialophosphoprotein. The transcript is spliced from 4 exons. The record is from RefSeq and is a predicted model, not a curated record. The coding region runs from base 1005 to 2150 and encodes 381 amino acids. Lineage: Eukaryota; Metazoa; Arthropoda; Insecta; Diptera; Culicidae.